Molecule: messenger RNA, 2186 nt
Organism: Capra hircus (goat)
Lineage: Eukaryota; Metazoa; Chordata; Mammalia; Artiodactyla; Bovidae
Gene: HOXB2
Product: homeobox B2
Exons: 2
Coding region: 691-1755 (354 amino acids)
Biological process (GO): regulation of DNA-templated transcription
Molecular function (GO): DNA binding; DNA-binding transcription factor activity, RNA polymerase II-specific
Source: RefSeq, a predicted model, not a curated record
CUGAUGAUUGUAAAUCUCUUCUCUUCCUUAUUGCACUGUAACACAGACCUUUCCCAAAGGGGAAAACCUCUUUCUACUACCUCUUCCUCCCAUAUUGAGAUCCUCACUCAGCUUUUUUUUUUCCCCCGGGGUGGGGGCAGGGAAUGCUGCUGGCCUUAUAAAGAAAGCUUUACUGUAUUAAAAGUAUUUGAAAAAGAGGAAGACUUCUCCCUUAGGUUCUCUUGUUUCCUGGGUUCCAGAACCUCCCCUCCUCUGACGGGGAUGAAGAAAAGGUUCCUUUAGCUUUUCUGUAGAAAGCGGGGCAUGGGGAGCAGGCAUGUAGGACUGGGGGGCUCAUGGUGUCCAGGUCAUGGUCCUCUAGAGUUUUUGAAUCAAUUAAAGCAAAUAAUGCUCUGUUUUCUACCAGGCCCAGACGAGUGAUUGGCCAAGGCGGGUCCCGUGACCAUGAAUUCCCUGCAAUUUCGCUGGAGUCCUGGGUUUAAUAGAGAGAGUCCCCAUACGCUUGUAUUUAUCAGCAAUAUACAAUUAUAAAGACCCAAAAUUUAAAAAAAAAAAAAAAGAGAGAACAAAAUCUUCCCCUCCCAAAAUCGCUGCAUCACACAAACCUGGGGGGGGGCAGGAGGGGGGGUCCCUUCCGAUCCUCCCUCCUGACGCCCCCCCAGCAGGCCCCCUCCCCCACCAUUGAAAGCCAUGAAUUUUGAAUUUGAGAGGGAGAUUGGGUUUAUAAACAGCCAGCCAUCGCUCGCCGAGUGUCUGACUUCCUUCCCCGCUGUCUUGGAGACAUUUCAAACUUCAUCAAUCAAGGAGUCGACAUUAAUUCCUCCUCCUCCUCCUUUCGAGCAAACCUUCCCCAGCCUCCAGCCCGGCGCCUCCACCCUUCAGAGACUCGGGAGCCAAAAGCGAGCCGAAGAUGGGCCCGCUCUGCCGCCGCUGCCGCCGCUCCCCGCCGCCCCCCUGGCCCCCGAGUUCCCCUGGAUGAAAGAGAAGAAAUCCGCCAAGAAACCCAGCCAAUCCGCCGCAUCUCCCCCGGCCGCCUCCUCCGUCCCGGCCUCCGGGGUCGGAUCGCCGGCAGAUGGGCCGGGACUACCGGAGGCCGCCGGCGGCGGGGCGCGCAGGCUGCGCACCGCUUACACCAACACGCAGCUGCUGGAGCUGGAGAAGGAAUUCCACUUUAACAAGUACCUGUGCCGGCCGCGACGCGUGGAGAUCGCGGCCUUGCUGGACCUCACCGAAAGGCAGGUGAAAGUGUGGUUCCAGAACCGGCGCAUGAAGCACAAACGGCAGACGCAGCACCGAGAGCCGCCCGACGGGGAGCCAGCCUGCCCCGGCGCGCCGCAGAACACCGGCGAGCCAGCCGAAGAGCCUGUGGCUAGCCCGGGCCGCCCCUCCGUAUUGCGGGCCUCGCGAGCAGCCUGUUGUCACCCGCCCGAGGUCGCGCAAGGGCCUCCGGGCGCCUCGGGCCCACAGCCUUUGGCCGCUCGCGUGGAGGGCGCAGACGCGCGGAGCCCGGGCGGCGCGCCGCGCGGGGACGGCGGACGGGAGCCCGAGCCGUUGCCAGAAGACGCCUUCCCGGAGCGGCAGGAUUCGCCUUUCUUGCCCGACCUCAGCUUCUUCGCUGCCGACUCCUGUCUCCAGCUGUCCGGAGGCCUCUCCCCUAGUCUCCAGGGCUCUCUGGACAGCCCGGUUCCCUUUUCCGAGGAAGAGCUGGACUUCUUCACCAGCACGCUGUGUGCCAUCGACCUGCAGUUCCCUUAAUAACCCGCUUCCUUCUCUCGACCCCCGGCCCCCCUUCAGCAGCCUGUGGGGAAACCCAAGGACCACCCCCCCCCCGCGCCAAGUCGUAUGGACUUCUUUAUGUGUUUUGCUAAAAUUCAGGUAUUAUUGAAUUAGCGUUUAAUCCACCUCCUUUCUUCUCUAAAAUAUUGGACACACGGGCGUCUUUUAAAAAUUACACAUUAAAAAAUCCGUUUGGUAGAGUCCUUCCAACGAAAUCUCAGGAAUAAUUAAACUCUGGGGAGGGGGGGGUGUGCUUUCUUAAAAAGAACUAGAGGAACCUAUUUUCCUCUUUCUUUUUUUUUUUAAGUUUUAGGCCGUAGAUUAUUUAUUAAAAUCCUUUACUAAUAGGAAAAGGGGAAAGUAUUUAUUGUACAUUAUUUUCAUAGAUUAAAUAAAUGUCUUUAUAAUAC